AUGACGGCCGAUAAACUUUCAGACCAGGUCGUGGGAGAUGAGAAAGCCAUAUCAAAUCACCAGGAAGUCGCUGGACGUGGCCAGGCAGCUACCGACCAAUACGGACACGCCCUGCUGGAGUUCGACAAGGCCGCAGAGUCCCGACUACGAUGGAAACUGGACCUGUGUAUUGUCCCUACUGUCGCGGUGUUGUAUUUGUUUUGCUUUAUUGAUCGAGCGAAUAUCGGAAACGCGAGACUCGCUGGCCUGGCCACCGAUUUGGACAUGAAAGGAAAUGAUUACAACCAAAUACUCUCCAUGUUCUAUAUAUCUUAUAUUAUAUUCGAGAUUCCGAGCAAUAUCUGCUGCAAGGUGAUGGGUCCAGGAUGGUUCCUACCGUUAACAACCCUCUUAUUCGGCGCAGCAUCGCUCGCUACAGCCUUUGUUCAUACUGUGGGCCAGGCAUCAGGAGUCAGGUUCGUGUUGGGCAUAUUCGAAGCAGGCAUGAUGCCUGGCAUUGCAUACUAUCUAUCGCGAUGGUAUCGACGUAGCGAGCUAGCCUUUCGUCUAUCCCUUUAUCUCGUUACUGCGCCCCUUGCUGGAGCAUUUGGGGGCCUCCUCGCGUCUGCCAUCUUACGAUUAGACCACUUUGGUGGCCUGCAUACCUGGAGAAUGAUCUUUGCCAUCGAGGGCAUUGUCACCAUCGGCGUUGCAAUCAUCAGCUUCUUCACCCUCACCGACCGACCGGAAACUGCGCGCUGGUUGACCCAGGAGGAAAAGGACCUUGCGAUAGCCCGUCUCAAGGCAGAGCGCGUUGCCACAACAGAGGUUCUUGACAAGAUCGACAAGACGAAAAUGCUGCGCGGUGCUCUGUGCCCUGUCACAUUAGCAACUGCCUUUAUUUUCCUGCUUGACAACAUUACAGUUCAAGGUCUGGCAUUCUUUGCGCCGACGAUCGUUCAGACCAUCUACCCGGAUGCCACCGUUAUCAGGCAGCAACUCCAUACAGUCCCGCCCUAUAUCGUGGGCGCCUUCAUCAACCUGGUUAUCCCAUUCCUAAGCUGGCGCUGGGACAACCGCAUGCUAUUUUUCGUUAUAUCCCCGUUACUCAUGAUCAGCGGAUACAUCAUGUUCCUAGCAAGCACCGACGGAAAGGUGCGAUACAGCGCCACAUUCCUCAUAGCCAGCGGAGCAUUCCCCUUCGGAGCCCUCUGCAACGCCCACGUCUCAAACAAUGUUGUAUCCGACACUGCACGGUCCGCAGCAAUCGGCACAAAUGUCAUGCUCGGGAACAUCGGAGGCCUCAUUUCAACGUGGUCAUUCUUGGAUUUCGAUGCUCCGGACUAUCAUAUCGGGAACGGCCUGAAUCUGGCCACGGCUAGUAUGAUUAUGAUUCUGAGUGCGAUUCUCUGGGCUUGGAUGGAGUGGGAUAAUAAGAAGAGGGAGAUGGUUGAUAUUAAUGAGGCCCUCGCGGGCAUGUCGCAGAAACAGAUCCAGGAUCUGGACUGGAGGAACCCGGCUUUUAAAUGGCGUCCAUAA
Messenger RNA from Aspergillus puulaauensis, 1518 nucleotides. RefSeq lists its product as uncharacterized. The record is from RefSeq and is a predicted model, not a curated record. Gene Ontology annotation, cellular component: membrane. Gene Ontology annotation, molecular function: transmembrane transporter activity. NCBI's taxonomy places the organism in Eukaryota, Fungi, Ascomycota, Eurotiomycetes, Eurotiales, Aspergillaceae. Gene Ontology annotation, biological process: transmembrane transport. The coding region runs from base 1 to 1518 and encodes 505 amino acids. The transcript has 2 exons.